Molecule: messenger RNA, 288 nt
Organism: Rangifer tarandus platyrhynchus (Svalbard reindeer)
Lineage: Eukaryota; Metazoa; Chordata; Mammalia; Artiodactyla; Cervidae
Source: the annotation of a GenBank genome assembly
AUGAGGAUUACCACUAGUGCCUCGGGGAUCGUGCGGGGAGAGCGUGCUGGGGUGCAGCUGAAUUCGUGCUGGGCGAUUCUUCCUGAGGUGGAAAUGCAGACCGAUUUGCCAUCUCGUGCCCCUGAUUUAUUAAAGCGGGCGUUCUCUCUGUUCAAGGAGCGGCACCGAAGCCGUCCUGUUAAGAGGGAAGAUUACUCUGUGCACAGGGAAUGUUCUAGUAACAAAUAUUUUGGAGUUCAGAAUGUUCGUAUAACUUACCGCUUGCCACUUCUAGUAGAAAAGUUUUGA